CUCGGGGCUGGGGCGCCAGAAGUGGGACUGGAGCGAAGUAGAGCGAUGCCAAGGAGGAAACAGCAGGCACCCAAGCGGGCGGCAGGCUACGCCCAGGAAGAACAGCUGAAGGAAGAGGAGGAAAUAAAAGAAGAGGAGGAAGAGGAAGACAGUGGUUCGGUAGCUCAACUUCAGGGCAGCAAUGACCCAGGGACAGACGAGGAGCUAGAAACGGGCCCCGAGCAGAAAGGCUGCUUCAGCUACCAGAACUCUCCAGGAAGUCACCUGUCCAAUCAGGACGCCGAGAACGAGUCCUUGCUGAGUGACGCCAGUGAUCAGGUGUCAGACGUCAAGAGUGUGUGCGGCCGAGAUGCCUUGGACAAGAAAGCGAGCGCGCACCCCAAGCUUCCAAACGAAGCCCACAGUUGCAUGGAUAAAAUGACCGCCGUCUACGCCAACAUCUUGUCUGAUUCCUACUGGUCGGGCCUGGGUCUUGGCUUCAAACUGUCCAACAGCGAGAGGCGCAAUUGUGACCCCCGAAAUGGCAGCAACAAGACUGAUUUCGAUUGGCACCAAGACGCUCUGUCCAAAAGCCUACAGCAGAACCUGCCUUCCAGAUCCGUGUCGAAGCCCAGCCUCUUCAGCUCGGUCCAGCUGUACCGGCAGAGCAGUAAGAUGUGCGGGACCGUUUUCACCGGGGCCAGCAGGUUCCGGUGCCGGCAGUGCAGCGCCGCCUAUGACACCCUGGUCGAGCUGACUGUGCACAUGAACGAAACGGGCCACUAUCAAGACGACAACCGCAAAAAGGACAAGCUCAGACCCACGAGCUAUUCAAAGCCCCGGAAAAGGGCUUUCCAGGAUAUGGACAAGGAGGAUGCUCAAAAGGUCCUGAAAUGUAUGUUUUGUGGCGACUCCUUCGAUUCCCUCCAAGACUUGAGCGUCCACAUGAUCAAAACAAAACAUUACCAAAAAGUGCCUUUGAAGGAACCAGUACCAACCAUUUCGUCGAAGAUGGUCACUCCGGCAAAGAAACGCCUCUUUGACAUCAAUCGGCCGUGUUCCCCCGAUUCGACCACGGGAUCGUUUGCAGAUUCGUUUCCUUCUCAGAAGAACGCCAACUUACAGCUGUCCUCCAACAAUCGCUACGGCUACCAAAAUGGCGCCAGCUACACCUGGCAGUUUGAGGCCUGCAAGUCCCAGAUCUUGAAGUGCAUGGAGUGUGGGAGCUCCCACGAUACUUUGCAGCAGCUCACCACCCACAUGAUGGUCACCGGUCACUUUCUCAAGGUCACCAGCUCUGCCUCCAAGAAAGGGAAGCAGCUGGUGCUAGACCCACUCGCCGUGGAGAAGAUGCAGUCGUUGUCAGAUGCCCCAAACAGUGAUUCCCUGGCUCCCAAGCCGUCGAGUAACUCAGCUUCUGACUGCACAGCGUCUACAACUGAGUUAAAGAGAGAGAGUAAGAAAGAGAAACCAGAGCAGAUCAACAAGGAUGAGAAAGUCAUGAAAAGCGAGGACUGUGAAGACCCUCUACAAAAACCUUUAGACCCUACGAUAAAAUACCAGUAUCUAAGGGAGGAGGAUUUGGAAGACGGCUCAAAGGGUGGAGGGGACAUUUUGAAGUCGCUGGAAAAUACUGUUACCACCGCCAUCAACAAGGCCCAAAAUGGGGCUCCCAGCUGGAGCGCGUACCCCAGCAUCCAUGCCGCCUACCAGCUGUCAGAGGGCACCAAGCCUUCUUUGCCGAUGGGCUCCCAGGUACUGCAGAUUCGACCCAACCUCACCAACAAGUUAAGGCCAAUUGCACCCAAGUGGAAAGUAAUGCCGCUGGUUUCUGUGCCCACAAGCCUGGCCCCACACACGCAAGUUAAGAAGGAGCCGGAAGACAAAGAUGAAGUGGUGAAGGGGUGUGGGAAAGAAAGUCCCCACGAAGAGGCAUCCUCUUUCAGCCACAGCGAGGGGGGUUCUUGCUCCAAAUGUGAACCCCCUUCAGAAUCCAAAAAGGCUGAGCCUUGUCCCCUGAAGGAGGAGGACAAACGGAUGAAAGAAGGUGGUGAGAAAGAGAAACCCCAGCCCUUGGAGCCGGCAUCUUCUCUCAGCAACGGCUGUGCCCUCGCCAACCACGCUUCGGCCCUGCCGUGCAUGAACCCCCUCAGCGCCCUGCAGUCUGUCCUGAACAAUCACCUGGGAAAAGCUACGGAACCCUUGCGCUCUCCUUCCUGCUCCAGCCCAAGCUCAAGCACAAUGGCGAUGUUUCAUAAGUCGAAUCUCGGUGUCAUGGACAAGCCGGUUUUGAGUCCUGUCCCCACAAGGCCGGCCGGUGUGUCCAGACGCUACCUGUUUGAGAGCAACGAUCAGCCCAUCGACCUGACCAAGUCCAAAAGCAAGAAGGCUGAGUCCUCGCAAGCACAAUCCUGUACGUCCCCACCCCAGAAGCACGCUCUGUCUGACAUCGCUGACAUGGUCAAAGUCCUCCCCAAAGCCACCACCCCAAAGCCUGCUGCUUCCUCCAGGGUCCCUCCCGUGAAGCUGGAGAUGGAUGUCAGGCGCUUUGAGGAUGUGUCCAGCGAAGUCUCGACCUUGCAUAAAAGAAAAGGCCGUCAGUCCAACUGGAACCCUCAGCAUCUCCUGAUCCUGCAGGCUCAGUUUGCCUCCAGCCUCUUCCAGACCUCGGAGGGCAAAUACCUGCUGUCCGAUCUGGGCCCACAAGAGCGGAUGCAGAUCUCGAAGUUUACGGGGCUCUCGAUGACCACCAUCAGCCACUGGCUCGCCAACGUCAAGUACCAACUUAGGAAAACGGGCGGGACCAAAUUUCUGAAAAACAUGGACAAGGGACACCCUAUCUUUUAUUGCAGUGACUGUGCCUCCCAGUUCAGAACCCCUUCUACCUACAUCAGUCACUUAGAAUCUCACCUAGGUUUCCAAAUGAAGGACAUGGCCCGCAUGGCCGUGGAACAGCAAAGCAAAGUGGAGCGAGAGCUCUCCCGGGUAUCGUCGGCUCAGAGGUCACCGGAAACCAUAGCUGGCGAAGAGGACGCAGACUCUAAAUUCAAGUGUAAGUUGUGCUGUCGGACAUUUGUGAGCAAACACGCAGUAAAACUCCACCUAAGCAAAACGCACAGCAAGUCGCCCGAACACCAUUCACAGUUUGUAACAGAUGUGGAUGAAGACUAGCCCUGCAGGUAUGGGUUUUGCUCCCACGUGGUUGUGACAGUAACUUUGUGAGGAGCUUCUAGAAGGGAGAUGGGUCUAUUUAGAGGCAGCUGACAUCUCCCUAUACCAAGAGCACAGUAGCCUGCUGGAAUAGCACGAAUUUUUAUGGAAGACUAGAACAUGAUAACUAAGUCCUAGCCAUUCUCUCAAUUGCUCCGGUUCAGCAUUGGGAAAUAGAAUAAAAUGGGUUUAGAGAGAUGGGGCUCACAGGUUACUGCUUCUUGAUACCCAAGGCCCUCUUAGUUACCCAAGGCCCAACUUUCAAGGUCCAGCCAAGGCUACACCUCAUUUUAAUCGAUAAGUACUGACUUUUCUUACUGUCCCAUUUCACCACCUCACCUUCCGAGAGUAACGCGAAUGACUUACAAGGUGAUGAAAAUU
Messenger RNA from Kogia breviceps (pygmy sperm whale), 3570 nucleotides. It is a transcript of the gene TSHZ2, whose product is annotated as teashirt zinc finger homeobox 2. Gene Ontology annotation, biological process: regulation of transcription by RNA polymerase II. NCBI's taxonomy places the organism in Eukaryota, Metazoa, Chordata, Mammalia, Artiodactyla, Physeteridae. The record is from RefSeq and is a predicted model, not a curated record. Gene Ontology annotation, cellular component: nucleus. Gene Ontology annotation, molecular function: DNA-binding transcription factor activity, RNA polymerase II-specific; DNA binding.